AUGGUCAACCGCCGCAAGAACAGCAGCGAUGGCGACAAGCUGUCUGGUGAGCCGCAAGCAGCCAACACCUACAAUGACGACGCCACUCCCCGCUACGGCGCCAUUGAGUCGCCGAGCUUGGAGGCCCGCGACGACAGCCUCAUGGAUCCCGACUCAGGCGUCAAGCGAGGUCUGAAAAACAGGCACCUGUCCAUGAUGGCUCUCGCCGGCAUCAUCGGCCCGGGCUUACUCGUCGGCGCGGGAGGCGCCUUGAACAGCGGCGGGCCCGCCUCGCUGCUCAUCGGCUUCGGCAUCAUUGGCCUCAUCGCCUUCGCCAUCAUGCAGUCGCUCGGCGAGGUGACGACGCUCUUCCCCGGCGGCGGCUCCUUUGUCUCGCUGGCUGAGCGCAUGGUCGACAAGUCCUUUUCCGUCGCCGUCGGCUGGAACUACUUCAUCAUCUGGGCCACCGUCCUCGCAAACGAGUACAACGUCAUCUGCAGCAUCCUCACCUACUGGGCGCCCAGCGUCCCGCUCUGGGGCUUCUUCCUCAUUCUCUGGACCGUCUUCAUGGGCUUCCAGCUUCUCGGCGUCGAGGCCUUUGGCGAGGCCGAGUUCUGGCUCGCCCUCUUCAAGAUCCUCGGCCUGACGGCAUACUUCAUCUUCUCCAUCGUCUACGCCGCCGGCGGCCUCGCGGGCCAGACCCAACCUCUCGGCUUCCGCUACUGGCACGACCCGGGCGCCUUCAACAACAAUGGCUUCCGUGGCGUUGCCGUCGUCUUCAUCUUCUGUUCCACCUUCUACGCCGGCGUCGAGUCCGUCGCCGUCGCCGCCACCGAGACGAGAAACCCGGGGGUCGCCGUGCCCCAGGCCAUUCGCCAGGUCUUCUGGCGAAUCAUCUUCGUCUACAUGGGCUCGGCUCUGUUCUUCGGCAUCACAUGCCCGGCCGACGCCGAGGGGCUGGUCAAUGGGGGAGCAAAAGCACUCCAGAGCCCCAUGACCAUCGCCAUCCAGAACGCUGGAUGGCAAGGAGGCGUCCACCUCAUCAACGCCUUCAUCUUCAUCACGUGCGUGUCGGCCAUCAACUCGUCUAUUUACAUCGGCUCUCGGACCAUUUUGUACAUGGCGCAAUCUGGCAAAGCCCCCCGAUUCAUUGGCUGGACCAACAAGAUGGGUGUCCCCGUCUGGGCCAUUCUCAUCACCAACGCCUUUGGGGCGAUCGCCAUGAUGAACGUGUCGACUGGUGCGUCCACGGCUUACGGCUACAUCGUCAACCUCUCGGGGAACCGCGACAUCAACGAGGUGCCCUUCAAGAGCAUGUGGUACCCGUUCAUUGCCUACUUUGGACUCGCCGCCACGGGCUUCCUGGCCCUCGUUCAGGGCUGGACGAACUUGUCGCCGUUUGACGCUGCCAAGUUCGUUGACGCAUACAUCCUCUUGCCGCUGUUUGGAGUCAUCUACGUUGUAUGCAAGCUUUACUGGAGAGGCCAAGACAAGUUCAAGCGCAGCUGGGAAAUCGACCUGGACGGCGACACGGACAUUCGUGUGACGAACAGCAUCAUGACCUCGGGGGAUCAGUAG
Molecule: messenger RNA, 1557 nt
Organism: Hirsutella rhossiliensis
Lineage: Eukaryota; Fungi; Ascomycota; Sordariomycetes; Hypocreales; Ophiocordycipitaceae
Product: amino acid permease domain-containing protein
Exons: 5
Coding region: 1-1557 (518 amino acids)
Biological process (GO): amino acid transmembrane transport
Cellular component (GO): membrane
Molecular function (GO): amino acid transmembrane transporter activity
Source: RefSeq, a predicted model, not a curated record